UAUUAAAGACUGCCAAGUUUCUGAGUACCCAGGGUCCACAGAUGGAAAUAUUCAUGAAAGCCAAGCAGUCAAAUAAUCCAGCUUUUCAGUUCCUUAAUCCACAGGACCCCCUACACUCCUUCUACCGGCAUCUGGUUUUAAUGUUAAAAACUAAACAAUAUAUACCCGAUCAGCCAGCAGAACCAGUUUCUAGCCUGGUUCCACAGUAUUCUACUUUAGAGAGUACUGAUAUAGCCCCUGUUAUCCCAACCAUUCAGUACAAGAGGGACGAGGACUGCAGCUACGCCAAGUUGAUCAGCAGGAUUAAAUCAGUUGCUCCAGCCCCUCAACCCACCCAGGAGGAACCUUCACCACCAGUGUUAGCUCCUCUCCCACAUUUAUCUCAUCUUUCCAAUCUCCAUGGUUCAACCCCACCCCUCACACUUUCACCUCCACCACUUUACCUCCAACCUGAACCCUAUCCUGGCAUGCAUCCUGAACAGCAUCCUGGCAUGCAUCCUGACCAGCAUGCUGGCAUGCAUCCUGAGCAGUAUCCUGUGAUGCAUCCUGAUCUACAAGCCGGUGAUUCCGUCCCGUCUCCUCCAGGAGAAGAAGAUGUUCCUCCAGGAACAGAGGAACCUCUAAGUAUCCCUCCUCCUGACCUUCAAACCAUCAUUGAUAAGAUGGCCAGCUAUGUCGCCAGGAAUGGUCGAAGUUUCGAGGAGGUUGUGAGGAUUAAAGACAGUGUUAGAUUUAGUUUUCUGUUCAAAGGAGACAAACAUCAUAGUUAUUAUAUUCACAAGCUAAACCUAUACACGACAGGAAACUAUGAUGCUAAGUUAGCUCCUGAACCCCUGGCCUUUAAAGUUAAAAAAGCAGAAGUUAAAGAACCUAUUCUACCGGCACCUAGUGCUCUCCCUAUAGAGGAGAGUGAGGAUGAGGAUGAGAAGGAGGAGCAGGAGGAGGAUGAAGGUCCUCCUGGAGAUACUGAUUUCCCUCCCCCAGUAUUGAAAGCAGAGCCGAAGAUCUAUGAGAAGGAAGAAGAGAAACUGAGAGCAAGGGAGGAGAUCAAACUCAAGGAUAAACUCGCCGCAGCAGCAAGAGAGAAGAUGAUGAUUCAAGCGAAGGAGAAGGCAGUGCAGUUAGAACGAAAACGAAAAGCGGCAGUUUUCCUUGCUCAGCUAGCGGAGAAGAGAACUACUGUCAGUUCCAUUGAACCUAUUCAAUCCACAGACCUGGAAGACGGAGAGCUGCCUGUAGGUUGCUGGCCACCCCCCGCCCCUCCUGGACCCCCGCAGCUCGUGAUUCCAACCCUAGCUGGACCGGUCAUACAGUCAAUAUCUUCAGAUUCAGACUCAGAGAGCAGAAGAAAGCGAUCGAGUAGAAAAAGGAAGACUGGAUCUAGACAUAGAUCUAGAUCGCGGACUCGUGAACGUAAAAAACGUAAAUAUCGGUCACGCUCCCGUUCCCGGUCAAGGCAUAAGAAGAAGGAAAAGCGGUCACGGCGUAAACAUCGUUCACGGAGUCGUCGAUCCCGAAGCAGAUCAGUAUCUAGGACGCGACGAUCCCGAUCACGAUCGAUCAAAAGGAUCUCCAGAUCUAGAUCGGUCAAAGGAAUUGAUUCCGACGAUAGUAUUGAAGUGGUUUCACAAUCAAGUUCACAUACAAAGGAGAGUACACCAAAUUUAGAAGAAGCCCCAAGAGAUCUACUAAAGCCGGCUCUGAACCAGAUGACUGAAGAUUUGAGGGCAAAAGUUCGGGCUAUGCUGGGCUCAUCCUAGUUCAUCAAUCUGAGUUCCAAAUCAUCCUAGUUCAUCCGUCCGAGAUCCAAAUCAUCCUAGUUCAUCAAUCUGGGCUCCAAAUUAUCCUACUUAAUCCGGGCUCAAAUUUAUCCUUGUUCAAUAGUCUGGGCUCCAAUUCAUCCUAAAUUAUGAGUUCAGGCUCCAUAUAAUCUCAAUUGUAAAUUAGUUCAGGCUCCAAUUUAUUUUAAUUCAAAAUUUCAGGCUCCAAAUCUGCCUACUUCAAGAUUUUAAGCUCCAUUUUAUCCUAUUUCAAAAGUUUUCGCUCCAAUUCAGCAUAUUUCCAAUUCAUCAAAUUUCAUCACUCGAGCUCUAAUUUAUUCUUAUUGCAAAGUUAUGUAGUUAAAUUCCAUUUGUACGAUUUGACAAUGUAAAUAUGAAAUCCGUAAGAAAAAAACACCUUACCAAAUCUCAGUAAAAUUAAAAACAUUUCCAUUAAUCAAAAAGCUUUUAAUCGGAGUUUAACAUGUUUUUCUUUUGCUUAGUAACAAACUAGUUUUUUUCUAGUUUUUAAACGAUGUACGCAUUUUAUGACCGGGGGGGGGGGUAACACGGCUUUUUGAUCAGCUGUAACAAUUUCAGGGAUGUUUCUUUUCCUUUACUUUUCGAAUUUUAUUUUAUUUUAAAACUUUCUUAUUUUUCAUGGGUUCUCUGCUCUGUGGGAUUCUAUGUUUGAUUUAAUCCUAUUUUAAUGUGAAGUAGAGACUGCCCUGAAAUCUGUAGUCUGAGCCAAAAACUUAGCUUUCUGUUAAAAAAUUUCUAUACUACAGUUUUAAGAAUUUUGAAUCAAAAUUAAUUUCCAUAUUUAAACCAUUUGAUGAUGUUUUUUAACGGAUUUUUAACGUGAUAUGAGCGUUAACUAAUUGGUAGUUAUUCUGCCAUAAAAAGCAUGACAAUUGUUUAAAUCUUAAAAAAACAUUAAAAAUAUUUUUUCAGA
This is a messenger RNA of Eurytemora carolleeae, 2715 nucleotides long. Its product is annotated as splicing factor, suppressor of white-apricot homolog. Gene Ontology annotation, biological process: RNA processing; mRNA 5'-splice site recognition. Gene Ontology annotation, molecular function: RNA binding. The record is from RefSeq and is a predicted model, not a curated record. Lineage: Eukaryota; Metazoa; Arthropoda; Copepoda; Calanoida; Temoridae. Bases 42 to 1760 code for a protein of 572 amino acids. The transcript has 18 exons.